AUGGCUCUUGAAGUUUCAAGUGAAUACGGAUAUAUGAUUAUUACCGGUGUCGCUUCAAUAUUCUUAACGACAUAUCUCGGUUUUCAAGUGCGUGGAUAUCAUAAAAAAGCAGGUGUUACUUAUCCUUAUACUCUACACGUGAUGAACUCACUGUUCUUUAAUAAAGUGUACGCAACCAAAGAAGAAGCGGAGAAGGAUCGCAGCAAGUUUAUUUUCAAUUGUUAUCAAAGAGCUCAUCAAAACACUCUUGAAAAUCUUCCUCAAUUCCUCUUUACUCUCGAAGCUGGUGGUUUAAAGCAUCCCAUUAUCGCUUCUGUGGGAGGUGGUAUUUGGAUAUUGGCGAUCAACAUUAAUAGGUCGAUUGGUUUACGCAAGACUGGCGGACCUGAGAAAAUAAGACGAGGAGCCUUUUCUUAUCUUGGCCUUUUCGCAUUGUGGGGUGCUACCAUUUCUACUUCCAUUAGUUUGUUAAAACAAUAA
This is a messenger RNA of Dentiscutata erythropus, 480 nucleotides long. The record is from the annotation of a GenBank genome assembly. NCBI's taxonomy places the organism in Eukaryota, Fungi, Glomeromycota, Glomeromycetes, Diversisporales, Gigasporaceae.